Messenger RNA from Hydatigera taeniaeformis, 3609 nucleotides. NCBI's taxonomy places the organism in Eukaryota, Metazoa, Platyhelminthes, Cestoda, Cyclophyllidea, Taeniidae. The record is from the annotation of a GenBank genome assembly.
AUGGACGCUGGAACUAUUUUUGAUGAACGACCGCGAGCGGAAACUCUACCGCACAUUUUGUCUGGUAUAAACAUGGAGUACAUUGGUGAGACUCAUCAAGCUCUGGAGCAAGAACUCGACUACCAAACAUACCUUGAGGAUGAAUUAAAAAAUUGCGUUUCAAGGGGACUAUGCUCUGAGCAGGAUGCAAGUAAUCUCCAGACUCUCAUCAACAUCAAUCGAGAGCACUUGGAUUUCCUCUCCCCCAUCACCAGUCUGGAACACAUGUUUUCUUCAGCAGAAAAUCAUGUUGCGAAGCAAGAGCUUGAGAAACUGCGUGGUAAGGAGAUGGUCCAAAAAGUUUCAGAUCGUGCAGUGGAUCUUGUGAACGUUCAAUGCAGCCCAUCAUUUUGGGACCGUUUCUACUACAACUGUGACCACUUCCUCAAGUCUCUUCAAAAAAGAGCUGAAGUAAAUUAUAACCGCUACAAGGACAUUGAUGUUGAAUACCCGUCGAUUACCACUACUCGUCUUAACUCUUACAUAACCGAAGGUCUUUUCAAGUUUCAAUCCCUAGCCUCAGAAGUAUUGCGAAUUCUGGACAAGGCACAGCAUGUGAAUCCAGUGUACCUACGAGUACGGGGACUGAAUCGUCCGGUUUCGGGUAUAAUGCUCUGUGACUACUCUACCAAGAACUUCGGUCUACGUGCAGGCCAGCAUGUCUACGUCCUGGACAAUGCAUACGUAACACCAUUGAAUACCAAUUCAGAGACAACAGACGCUUCAGAAACCUCCGAAUGUAGCACAUGCUCCCCUUACUGUAGCCUUCAUAAUCGUCCAGGCUGUGAGAUUUGCGGAAUGCCAUUGUCCACCACCACAGGAACAACAAGCGCGACAGAUGUGGAGGAAGCGGAGUUGGGGAUGGCAGCGGAGGAGGACAUACACAGAAAGCGUCAGAGAAAUCUUAGUGAUUGCUCAACAGCCACUGGAACUGUUGGUGGUCCCAGUGAUGUGUCCAUCACUACCACCCCACCUGGAUGCACUCACACUCUCUGCAGUCAACGCGAGCCCGUAAUGUGGAAGGUCCGUACCAUGGAUGGCAGCCUAACCGUCGAUGUACCAGCUGUUACAGUGAUGAUUAAUGAGCAUGAUGAAGAGGCCAUCAGCCAUGCCUACGAAAUUUACGACUUCUUUGCCAACAUGUGGAGGGAAGCCAUUGACAUUUGGCUAACAAAGGGCGUGAAAGCACUUUCUUCAUACUUUUCAAGUCUCAUUGAGGCUAAGUAUAUCCAAUUGGAAAGUGAAAGAACUUUUGAGCAAUUUUUGGAGGAAGUUGAAAGAGCUUUUCCGUGUGAGGAUCCAGAGAGUGGAACAGCGAAUAAAGUCCUCAAUGAAAUGAUUGCCACGUUGAAGGAAAAAAUACGUCUUCAGGACACUUGCGAAGAAACCACCGAAUUAAUGUACGUAAAGGUCACCGAAGUGGCAUCGUACCGAAAAACCGUUCAGAAGUUGAGAGAUCAUGUCAACCAAAUCAAGCGCUUCAUGAAGGAUAUUGAGGAAAAUUCCAGACAGGACAUUAUCGACGAAACAACCAUGAAAUCUGUUGGAGACCUAAAAUACGUCUACGAAGAGUCGGUAGAGCAACAUAAAAAACUAGAGAAAAUGCUCCGUCAAGUAAAUGCCUUCCGAGCUCACCAACAUUCUCCGAGGAUUCCAGUUCAUAAAAUUCACAGCAUCUUCGGUGAGUAUUAUUCUUCGUCAGAGGAGAUUACUAGCGAAUCUGAAACAAGUGAUUCGCAGUACAACGUUGAAAAAGACAAGAGUUUUUCGCCCCAUGAAUUUGAGAUAUGUAGUAGGGAUGAAACUCAUCGGACGGCAGCUCUUACUAAUAGAUCACGAUUUAUCAGAAAGCCACAUCGAAAAGCCGUCAUCCCGGGAGUUGAUGACUUAAUGACAGAAUCCAGUGAUGAGGCUGACGUCGUUGGACUUCGCAGAACGGGUAAACUCCAUAACAAACCAACUUCCGAAAGAUCUGGUGAACAGGUGUUGGAGGUAGUUGAGAAGGCUAAGGAUACAGUGAUUAGUUCAUUGACACUAAAUCGAAAAAUUAAUUUGGAAAAAGCGAUGCGGCUACGGGGUGAUGUUAGAAAGAUUUCCUCCUUGGAUGGACGGUAUCGAAGUCGUCGUCAACUGCAAUUUACGCCUGGGUCAAAUAAAGGUGAUGUCUCGAUGGUCUACUUGCAAAUAACCGCUGCUAAGAGCACGCAAGAUACUAUGAUUCCAACUGGUGAGAACCAGCAAAGUAGAGGAAUUCAACUGGACAUCGAGAAAAUUCCGAUAGAUGCAAAAGACGUGCUUAAAGUAGAGCCUAGAGUUGCAUCAUGGCAAUCAGAUGAAAAUGGUGAAAUGAGGUUAAAACAUGAUGUAUCACUGGAACCGUCUCAGCAGGAACCAAGAGAACGUGGACCAAGUUCAGAAAGAACAAUGGAAGCAAUAGUGUCUGGAACAACGAAAUGUGCGGGUCAUUGCGAACAUGGCGUUCAAAUGACAAGCCGAGACGAAUUCGAAGGAAUAUUAAAACCACCAAUGUUCAAUUGUUUCACAACGUCAACUCAAACAUCAAUUCGAAGGAGAGGUACUAAAUCAACUGCAACAAUAACUGACUUGCAAAUAGAGCCUACACAGCGCAGUGAAUCACCUCUACUACAUCAGGUACCAUCAUUGGAAAAUAUAACCUCAACUUCUAAGACACAACCGCAUGCGGUGGAAACGAGGUCCGGUGGGUUGAGUUUUAUGCAGCCUGGUUCAGACAUCAGAGCACGAGUGAGAGGAAUCAAUAGCAUAUCAGUUAUUGCGGUAUCUACUAUACCUUCGAAUGAUGUUAAAGAUGCCUGGACGAGAACAGAUAUAAUUGAGGAAAUAGUACCUAUGGUACAACAUGAGGAUACCAUUCAAACUCACGCAGCUAGCCCGAUUGAGGCGACUACUAUGCGUAUAACGUUACGGUAUGGUUCGAUCCAGACACAGCCUCCCUUUUUAAAGGAAUAUAUUUUCGAAGAGGUUGGAAAAAUCAAGGAGCCCGUGCAAUUGAUUAAAAAAGAGGGUGCUGUUACUGUUAGAUCAGAACCAUCGAUUGAAAUAAAUCCAAUCCCAAUCAAAUUAAAGUACGGUUCUGUUAUGGUACCCAUCCAAUCGCAUCCGCAUACAGCGGCGGUAAAACCGACAAAAAUCUCAACUGCAUCAGUGACUGAUGUGUUGAUUCGUCCUGAACCGUUUAGCGUUGACAAACUUACUGCAAUUAAAAUAAAAGAUUCGGGCAGUAAAGACACAUUAGAAAAAGCUCGUAAAAAAAUAUCGUCAACGUCCAAAGAUACAAUGCACAAAUUUACAAGUCAUGAUAUUGGCAUCACCACCGAGUGUUUAGCUACAUACGUUGACGCAUGGACAGAAACAGCUGCGAUAGGACACGAUUUAUCUGAAGUGAAGCCUACCCAUGUAAAAGCAAGGUAUGGUUUGGUACAAACUGGACUGGAUUCGAAAUCGGAAUUAAUAACCUCAAAGCAGGUAAAGGAGGCGAUGCCGAUGAUAGAGAAGGAAAGCGCAGUGGUUGUGCGCUCAGCUCCACCAGUG